AUGUUUGCUUGCUCGGGUGAAGCGUUAACUAAACGUCUACGAGCCAAAGCGUUUCGCGCUAUUCUACGACAAGAAAUAGCAUGGUUUGAUCAUCCAGAUAAUAAUACUGGUGCUCUUUGCACACGUCUGUCAAAUGAAGCAACGAUAAUUCAAGGAGUCGCUGGUGCACGUAUUGGGACAGUGUUGUCAAGUUUUGCUAAUUUAGGCGUUGGAAUGAUUAUUUCAUUUAUUUUCGGUUGGAAAUUAAGUUUAGUUGCUCUUGCAUUUAUUCCUUUUAUGGUAGCUGGUGGUUUCCUACACAGUUAUCUUGUGGAAGGAUACUCUAAUCGAGAUAGUAAAACAUUUGAACGUGCUGGAUCGUUGGCUUUUCAAGCAUUCCAGAAUAUUCGUACUGUCAGACAAUUAGUUUUGGAAACACAAUUCAUUAAUGAUUAUUGUCAUCUACUUGAUAUUCCAUAUAGAUCAUCAAUUAGACGAGUUUAUAUUUUUGGGUUGAUCUAUAGUUUUACUACAUCAACCACUUUCUUUUCCAUGGCAGCUGUAUUUUCUUAUGGUGGUAUGCUUGUUGAACAAAAUGUGAUGUCAUUUAAAAAUGUUAUGAUAGUUGUAAAUAGUAUGAUAUUUGGUGCACAAAGUUUUGGACAUCAUGCAGCAAUGGCGCCUGAUUAUGGAAAAGCUGUUUCAGCAGCACGACGAAUGCUUGAAUUAUUCGCUCGAGAACCGAAAAUUUCUAGUGAUUCACGCGGAUUGAAGCUGAAAAAUUUUACAGGUAGUCUUCAAUUGAAAGGAGUCAAUUUUGCUUAUGCUACACGACCUCGUGUACCAAUAUUGAAUAACUUCAAUCUUGAUAUCAAGAGUGGUACGAGUGGUAAUGGCAAAAGUACAAUAUUACAUCUACUUGAACGUUUGUAUGAUAUUCAAAGUGGAUCAGUCCUUAUUGGUUCGAAAGAUCUUCGUGAUGUCAAUUUGAAUUGGUGGCGUUCUCAAAUCGCUAUUGUUACACAAGAACCAGCAUUGUUCAAUGUGUCAAUUGCAGAAAAUUUUGCUUAUGGUGAUUUGUCGCGAUACGUGACAAUGGAUGAGAUUAUCGAAGCAGCUAAAAAUGCCAAUAUUCAUGAUUUCAUUCAACAGUUACCACAGGCACUUACUGAAGGCUAUGAUACUUGUGUGGGUUCUAAAGGUGAUCAAUUAUCAGGUGGUCAAAAGCAACGCAUAGCUAUCGGUCGAAUUUUCAUUCGAAAUCCAAAAUUAAUCUUACUCGAUGAAGCUACAUCAGCCCUCGAUACUGAAAAUGAGAAAGCAAGAAUGAUUGUCGAAUCUUAUAAUCAUUUUAUUGUAUUCAUAUAG
Messenger RNA from Rotaria sp. Silwood2, 1347 nucleotides. The record is from the annotation of a GenBank genome assembly. Lineage: Eukaryota; Metazoa; Rotifera; Eurotatoria; Philodinida; Philodinidae.